AAUCCAUUUUACGAGCAAAUAUUAGUAGAUGGUAACCGGAACUCCAUUUACGUGUCGCACUUUAAUGCACGUGUGCCGACCAUGGUUAUUGUUCAUGGUUGGCAAAACAGCCCAUAUGUAGGUCUCAAUCCUGUUAUCCGAAAUGCGUAUUUAUCAAUCAGUGACGUAAAUAUUAUAAUUUUGGACUGGCGAUCAGUUGCUCAUCUGAAUUACGUUAAUUCUGUGAUGGGUGUCCCUGAAGUUGGGAAGGCAUUAGGGCAGUUCUUGGCCUUCCUCAGUUCAGACACUAGUACCCCAUUUAGUCGCAUACAUUUAGUCGGGCACAGUUUAGGGGCACAUGUCGUUGGAAAUGCUGGAAGACAGUUGAAUGGGAGAGCUGCUCGAAUCACAGGUUUAGAUCCAGCAGGUCCUUUAUGGUUUAUGAAUCCAAAUAGAUUGACAAAUACUGAUGCAAUGUACGUCGAAGCUAUUCAUACAAAUGGAUUUGCUCUCGGUACAUAUAUGGAACUGGGUGACGCUGAUUUCUACCCAAACGGCGGACUUAUACAACCUGGUUGUUUAACUUCAUCGUGUAGCCACUCCCGUUCAUGGAAGCUUUUCGCUGCAUCCAUUUUAAAUAAGAAAUUCGUAGCACACAAAUGUGAGAAUAAAAUUGAAAUGCUCAUCGACUCAUGUUCAGGUCCAGAGUUAGAAAUGGGUAAUACAAAUUUAAAUAAAACAGGGCGCGGUGUAUAUCGAGUGGAUAUUAGUGACGUAUAUCCAUAUUAAAAAUAUUAUUAAAUUCAA
This is a messenger RNA of Galleria mellonella (greater wax moth), 786 nucleotides long. RefSeq names its product lipase member H-like. Gene Ontology annotation, molecular function: lipase activity. The record is from RefSeq and is a predicted model, not a curated record. NCBI's taxonomy places the organism in Eukaryota, Metazoa, Arthropoda, Insecta, Lepidoptera, Pyralidae. The coding region runs from base 82 to 768 and encodes 228 amino acids. The transcript is spliced from 4 exons.